Molecule: messenger RNA, 756 nt
Organism: Exserohilum turcica Et28A
Lineage: Eukaryota; Fungi; Ascomycota; Dothideomycetes; Pleosporales; Pleosporaceae
Exons: 3
Coding region: 1-756 (251 amino acids)
Biological process (GO): proteasome-mediated ubiquitin-dependent protein catabolic process
Cellular component (GO): proteasome regulatory particle, base subcomplex
Molecular function (GO): ATP binding; proteasome-activating activity; ATP hydrolysis activity
Source: RefSeq, a predicted model, not a curated record
AUGCCUUCAGCAACAGGCCAGUCCUGGGAGAAGUACCAGAAGAACUUUGCCGACGACGAGGUGGAGGAGAAGAAGAUCACACCCCUCACCGAUGAAGACAUCCAAGUGCUCAAGACAUACGGCGCCGCACCCUAUGGCGCCGAGCUCAAGAAGCUUGAGAAGGAGAUCAAGGACAAGCAGCAGACGAUAAACGAGAAGAUUGGAGUCAAGGAAUCCGACACCGGCCUCGCGCCUCCACAUCUAUGGGAUAUCGCCGCCGACCGCCAACGCAUGCAAGAAGAGCAGCCCCUCCAAGUUGCGCGAUGCACCAAGAUAAUACAGGACGAGAAGGACUCGGACAAGAGCAAAUAUGUCAUCAACGUCAAGCAAAUCGCCAAGUUUGUCGUCAAUCUCGGAGAGCGCGUUUCACCCACGGAUAUCGAAGAGGGCAUGCGCGUGGGUGUUGACCGCAACAAGUACCAGAUCCUCCUUCCUCUGCCACCAAAGAUAGACCCUUCGGUUACUAUGAUGACAGUCGAGGAUAAGCCCGAUGUAACGUACGGAGAUGUGGGAGGAUGCAAGGAGCAGAUCGAGAAGCUACGUGAGGUUGUCGAGAUGCCGCUGUUGUCGCCAGAGCGCUUCGUCAACCUUGGUAUUGACCCCCCCAAGGGUGCUCUUCUGUACGGCCCACCAGGAACGGGAAAGACGCUCUGCGCGAAUUUUCUAGCUAACGUAAAGUUGUAUUUCAUACUACUUUUAUGUCGUGUAGUGUUAUAG